Cynara cardunculus var. scolymus (artichoke) is the source of this 885-nucleotide messenger RNA. Its product is annotated as protein NEN4. The transcript is spliced from 5 exons. The record is from RefSeq and is a predicted model, not a curated record. Gene Ontology annotation, molecular function: 3'-5' exonuclease activity; nucleic acid binding. NCBI's taxonomy places the organism in Eukaryota, Viridiplantae, Streptophyta, Magnoliopsida, Asterales, Asteraceae. Bases 1 to 885 code for a protein of 294 amino acids.
AUGAAGCAAGAAAUGGCGAACGAGAUUGUGUUCUUUGAUUUGGAAACAAACGUGCCAAGAAAAGCUGGCCAAAAAUUCUGGGUGUUGGAGUUUGGAGCGAUGGUGGUUUGCCCACGAAAGCUAGUCGAGCUCGAGAGUUAUUGCACGUUGAUUCGACCCGGGGACUUGACUGCGGUCGGGGUGAAAUCGGGGAGGGUUCAUGGGAUCACACGAGGAGCGGUCUUGGAAGCUCCCUCUUUCGAAGAAGUUGCUGAUAAGAUAUUCGGGAUUUUGAACGGUCGGAUUUGGGCUGGGCAUAAUAUUCGACGAUUCGAUUGUGUUAGGAUUCGAGAAGCGUUUAAGGAGAUCGAUCGGCCAGCACCGGAGCCCGUCGGGUUGAUUGAUUCUUUAGGGGUUUUGACGGAGAAAUUUGGAAGACGAGCUGGUAAUAUGAAGAUGGCUUCGUUGGCUACUUAUUUUGGGCUCGGUGAACAAAAACACAGGAGUCUUGACGAUGUUCGAAUGAAUCUUGAAGUUCUCAAGCAUUGUGCGACCGUGUUGUUCCUGGAAUCAUCCCUCCCGAACGUCCUCGAGGAUCAAUGGCAACACGACUUAUCUCCGAGCAUCACGACCCGGAGUAAAAGCAAUAUGUCGGAAUCGAGCUCAAUGAACAGACAAUGGCAUCAAAAGGCAACGCCAAUGAUGACGACAAGGAGCAAGAGCAAACCCUACGGUGAAGAAAUUAGCCGCAAAUCGCCUUCUUCGGUUCUCACUCAUCACCGAGUCGUUCCAUAUCCAACCGGAAGCCUAAGACAGAUGACAGAAAAGGUGAAGAUCAUGCUGCGAAAUGCACGAAACACGCCAUUGAAUAAUCUUAUCAAGCAUUCUCAUACGUUGCUCAGAUGA